AUGAGCUCCACUGGCUUAAAGGUCGACCGCCGGACUGUACCGGACGUAGCGACAGCACUACUAACUAUCAAGAUCGGAGACGUGUCGCGUACGUCCCGCAAACAUCUGGCAAUUAUUACGUUUGGAUUUCUCUUGUCCGAGGGGCUGGACGUAUUUCGCGCGAAAACGGAUUCGUGUACGGAUAAGGCACUGGGCAAUUUCCAGGGCGAACGUCAUGUGCGUGAAGACACGGCGAUUUACAUGCGCCCGGGGGCUCACUCGAAGCAGGCGGAGCUUGUGGAGAUCACGCCCAAGAAUUUUGAGAAUCGCGUGGCCAGGAGCUACAAAAACUACCUCAAACGCAAGACGGGCGACCCGUUCCAAUGCGAGGUUUAUGUGUACGUCAAGAAGGUUGCGCCGGUGAGACGUCGAAGAAUGAAGGAUUCAGUUGUCACUAGUACAUCAGAAGAUCAAGUGUUGCUGCAGGGAGAUUGCAGGCAAAGCAACCGGUUGGACGGUGACAUAUCGGUGACUGGAACUGGGUUCUUGAAAAAUGUGCCGGGACUCAAGCGAAAGCGGUCGGUAGGCUCCGAAGACAAAGAGGAGCACCCGAACAUGCAAAAACAUGUCGAUGACAGUUACUAUCGGACGGUGCGGAUGGUUGUAAACGGGGCUGUCGUGCCGAUGCAAGUCAAUGUGCACGAUCUAUUGAUCUGCUUGUCGUCAUUCCAACAGCAAACACUUUUUAACUCAACUGGUGAAGAGUCUCUCCGCGACAACGAACGUGACGCUCAUUAA
Molecule: messenger RNA, 777 nt
Organism: Peronospora belbahrii
Lineage: Eukaryota; Oomycota; Peronosporomycetes; Peronosporales; Peronosporaceae
Source: the annotation of a GenBank genome assembly